CCAUCAUCAUCCCCCAUUACAUCAUUCCCAGCACAAUGCAGUUUUAAUCGCAAAUAGAGCUCAAGCCAAGCUCAUCAACUCACUUGGCUGCAAAUAGAAACAACACCACCAUCAAAAUGUCAAUUUUAUCCACUUUGGCCUAUUAUCGAACGGCUGUGUUUUAUUACAUCUUUGGUGGAAUUACCUUUCUGCCGCUAUGUGCAGCUGUUGUCUUUAUUCAUUUCUGGCUCACUGCACCGCCAUACGAGGCUAAAUCGAACGUUGAAGAUUUGGGAGAUGUUAUAGGAGAAGGAGAAUUGAGCGAAGAGAGAAAGAAACAAGCACUAGAUUUAGCAAUAUGGAAUCAAAAAGCAGAGAAAGAAGCAGAAGAGAGAAAAGGAAAAGAAAGUGAAGAGGAGAGCACGUCAACGGCCAUUCCUGGUGCUGCACGUCGUGUCAAUCCACCUGUCCCUCAAAAGCGACCUCAUCGUGCUGGCUGGCUAACGGUUCGAAGGCAUUUCCAGAACGAUGGCGUCAAUCUCGCACUCAAGGAUGCCGCCCAACAAGCGGCCAAAAAGUCCAAUGCACAAGCAGCAAAAGCAGCAGCAGCAACAGCAAACAACGGAGCAGAUGCAAAAUCGCAAGGCUAUAUGUCGUCAGUGUACAAAAGUGUGUUAAAUUUUAGAAACAAAGAUCCGGCCAAAGGUCCACUUUUGGACGCAAACCGAGGCCGAGAGUCACCUUCUGACAGACCUUCAGGAUCCUCAACGCCAGAGCAAACUCCACUUGAUCGUCCUCCAACAAGCAUUUCCUCAACCAGCAAAAAUAGCAAUAAUAGCCUUGCUGCUGCCCAGGCAUCAGCUGCAAAAGAGACAUUUUAUUGUAUCCUCAAAGGACCGAUCCUUUACCUCUAUUCUUCAGCCGACCCAAGCAACCCUGAAACGGAAUGUCAUGCUGCCAUCGAUCUGCGCGGCAAAAGGAUCAGUAUCUUUGUCGCCCAUGAAGGUGACACGAUGGGUGAGCCUAUCCCAGAAAGUUCAUCAGAAGCGAUGAGCACAAAUACAUCUACAGACAGUAUAAUGGCAAAGCGAAAAGAUAAGGGGGCUCAAACGUCUUCAAGCAAACGACCUACAAAAAGAGCAUUUGUACGUGAUGGAGAAUUAUUUGUCAAACGCAAUGCCAUCCGAAUUGUAUCCAUGGGAGGAGCUGGCAUGGUCACAAGCGAGAAAGUUCGAUUUGCAGAAUGGUUCGUAUUUGCAAAGAAUGCCUACCAACUAGAAGACUGGUACCAUGCCUUCAUCUCAGCGUCACUCUUGCCUGAAGGUUUGCAUGCCGAUCAAGAGCUAGAUCUCGUCGGCUCCGUAUUCUCAAACGAAGACAUGACAAAUCUUUUGGCUAAUCUUGACAAUGUGCCUGAUCCAAUCCCGUUACGUUGGCUCAAUGCUAUGGUGGGUCGAAUCUUUUUCAGUAUAUACAAGACUGCUUGGCUGGAAGAUUAUAUCACACACAAGUUUCGAAAGAAGAUUAGUCGAGUACGCACACCUGGCUUCUUGAGCGAUAUUCGGGUACGAGAAAUCGAUCUGGGUCAUACUGCUCCAGCAUUCAGCAGGCCCAUGUUAAAAUCUUUGACGGGUGAUGGAGAAGCCAGUAUGGAAGUAUCGGUUCACUAUCGAGGCUCCCUACGCCUCACGAUUUCAACCGUCUUGACGAUCUCUUUGGGUUCAAGAUUCAAGCAGUAUAAUGUCUCUCUUGUGCUUGCGGUCAUUCUCAAUUCAUUGGAAGGAAAUUUGUUGCUGCACAUCAAGCCACCUCCCAGUAAUCGUCUUUGGUUCGGCUUCACCAAACUUCCAACCAUGGACAUUUCUGUAGAGCCAGUUGUGAGCGAGAGGAAGGUGCAAUGGAGUAUGGUCAAGCGGCUCAUCGAAGGAAGAAUUCGAGAGCUAAUGACGGAAUCGCUUGUUGUACCCAAUAUGGAUGAUAUUCCAUUCUUUGAUACACGUUCAUUCGAUCAAAGAGGAGGGAUCUGGUCUGACGCUGCCAAAGGCGCGCAAAAGAUGGAUCUAGAUACGGUGACGAACGAUGAGCCAACAUCACUCUCAGCAGACGUCGAUGUUCAACGUCAAAGCAAGAGCACUCCUGCCUCCGUCUUGGACAUGUCCACAGAAGAUAGUACGCUUGGCAGUAGCUCUGCUGUGGAUACGAAUGAUGGCAAGUAUUUACGCAAUCGAAGUAUGACUGGAGAUGCAAGCCAUAGCGAAAGCGCACUUUUAUCUGCUUCUCCUGCUGCAGCAGGUCUGUCAUCCUUGUUGGCACGCGAUCAAGCAGCAUCUUCAGGAUCAACAAGUACGGGUGCAGGGAAAGGACCAAGUAAACGCAGAUCAUGGUUUGUGGGUCGCUCACAUUCUCCAUCUCGAGCUCCGGGUGGUCGAAAGUCCAACUUGCAGCAUAGCAGCUUAGCAUGGGGCAGCGCAAGUCUUUCGACAGGGGACGAUGCCUUGACCCACGAACGCAAUAAGCCGAGCAUCUCGUCUUCCAUUGGAGAACAAGGCAACGAAACAGAUACUUCCACCGCAGAGAGUCAGCUUGAUGCUCAUGAAAGUGAUGCAUACCCGGAAUCGGAACAGGCAGACCCAGAGUCUCAAGGUGAUGCCUUUACACGUCAAGAUGAUAUACCUGCUGUGCAGAUACACGGAAUGGAUAUAGAGGGAGAAGGAGAUGAAGAAGAUUUCAACGACGCAAUGUUUACAGCAAAAGCAGAACAUUUCAAUGAUUCAUCUGAAGACACAGCAAUGGAGCAUACUCAAACACCUGACAUUGCUCCAACCCCACCACCCCACGUUCCUCCUCGUCCUCCAAUCAAAACGACUGGAUCGUCAUCAUUCUUGCCUCCACCAUCGCGUUCAGCACGGCCUUCACCUGUUUCGUCUGCCUCUGUUGAUCAAGAGCAACAACGUUCGCCUGCAAUGCAAAGCUUAGCAUCCAUUCAGAAAGAAAGGUAUAGCGGAACGCCUACACAAGCACAUACAGCGGAUGAAGCACAUUCACGAAGCGCAGCAACACAAGCUGCCCUUUUGCAUGGAUGGAACAAAGCCAAGGCAAGCAUGGCAGAUCGUGAUAGCAGACAAGCAGCUGCAAAAGAAGCAAAAGACGCUUUUAAGAGAGGUUGGGCAAAUUGGAAUGCAAAGAGAUCAGGACAAGGUAUGUCCAAUGCUGGGGUGGAUACAAUCUUGACAAGUUCAGACAGGCUAGGAGAGUCUGGUCCUUCCCGCAGUAGCACCAUCACAACGCCUUCUAGCGAAACCGGCUGGCUUGCAAGCAGCCCUGAAGAUCCAGCUAGCCUCGGUGUCGGCUUUGAUGGGCAUGGGCUGAACACUUCUCCUUCGAUCUUAUCAUUGGACAAUACUCGCACACAUGAUGAAACGCUUACGCCCACUAGCAGUAGGGCCAGCUCGGUUGUCGGACGUAGACAACCCUACAGGGAACACCGAGCAGAUCGAUUAAAGAAGGAUACUGAACCGACUACUUCACGUCCUUCGUCUAGUGCUUCCUCGAUACGCUCCUUUGAUCAGUCUGCGUUACAACCUCCUCCUGUGCCAGCAAGGGAUAAUGAAGUGGGAGAGUCAAAGCAGGCUAUGCCGAAUGGUGGAUCGAUCCCUGCUCCAUAUGUGGCGGAGGGAGAUGCUUGGGAUGCUGAAACGCCCAGUCUGACCGCACCUGUACCUGCCGCUCAUCGUGAUUCGCAUACGGAAGCUCGCACAAAUCUCUCUUCGUCACCUGUAACCGCGCGGAGAUCGAACGCUGCCGUUUCUGGUAGUCCAGGCAGCGGAACAGGAGUGACACUGUCAUCCUCGGCUGAUGGUCAAGGUAAACCAUCUUACUUUUUGCCUGGACAAGCUACAGCGACGAUUGGAUUGUCGGGUGUCGAUUUGCCGUCUUUGCCGGCACAUGAUACACCAUCUGCACAGGUAACAGUGCCAGUGCGAGCAAAAGAAGGGGAGUCAUCAGAGAUUCAGAGAAGAGGUAGUGGUACAAGUGUGAGCCGAGAGCCGAAAGUUACAUCGCCAGAUCGACGGAUGUCACGUACAAGUAUAGGUGCACAAGAAUUACCGCAAGCGGGAUCACCUGAUGGUGCAACAACAUCGCCAAGCAUGCAGCCAAAAGGUAUCAAACAACAACCGAUUCGAGCUACGAUGAUGACCGUUCCUGGUAUUCCAUCUAUGCAAAAGGCAGGACCACAAUCAUUUGAAGCGCCAAAACCAGUUGUUGAGGCUUCACCGAAAGGCCGGACGAGCAAUUUGAGCGAUCAACCUUUAGGUGGAGGAGGAAGUCCACGAUUGGGUUUGGGUGAUUUAAUGUCGCGAAUCCCAUCUUUUGGAACUGCAUCGACGGCAGGACAAUCAGAAAGUAUUGCUGCGCCUUUGAGCGAGAAUGGAGGAGGUCCAUCUGCUCCCCCUUCGGUUUCCUCGGUUUCAGUUCAAGAUAAUACAGUCACACCUGCCUUGAAUGAUGUUGAAAGCAUCAAGGAAGAGAGCGAAAAGAGCACCACCACCAAGAGUCUUGAAGGAACAGAUUCUGCGCUGCAAUCGGCGGUCGAAGGACCAAGCGUGGAAGAAGUCAAAGAUCAAGAGCCAAAAGAGGAUACGACGCCAUCCUCGAAAAGGCCUGUGCCGAUCCCACCAACUUUACCACGACGACUUUCGGUAGCGGAAAGGCUUGAAAGCACAGUCAAACCUGCAAAAACGGAUGAUGAUGAUCAAUCAAAAGACUUAUAAAAAAUCGAUGAAGAGUCUUAUCAUUCCACCGUUAAAUCACAUCACAACUGUAUAUUGAACGCACAAUUUCACACUUCUUAACGUAAAGGCAUUAUGCAGAUUUGCGAUCUGAAUGAUUGUACAAGAGUAUGAGAAAGAAAGAUUCCAAUGUACA
Molecule: messenger RNA, 4905 nt
Organism: Meira miltonrushii
Lineage: Eukaryota; Fungi; Basidiomycota; Exobasidiomycetes; Exobasidiales; Brachybasidiaceae
Exons: 1
Coding region: 117-4751 (1544 amino acids)
Biological process (GO): phospholipid transport
Cellular component (GO): endoplasmic reticulum; ERMES complex
Molecular function (GO): lipid binding
Source: RefSeq, a predicted model, not a curated record